AUGGAGCGAAGUUCAACACGUUCUACCCGUACCAAGUGCCUCGCCUGUCGCAGCCCUUCUCACCGCGUCGCACAAUGCCCUACAAGGGCCCAGCAUCCACCGCCAGGCCCGUGUCGCUCCUGCAAGAAGAAGGACCACUGGUCUUUCGACUGCAAAAAGGCUCUUGAGGACGGGAAAACGCCCGACACCUCUGAUGCGCAACACCAUGUCGGAUGUCUCGCCACCGGUCUUCUCGCACAUCGUCGUCAGCUUCGCAACAACUCCUUCGUCGUCGACUCGGGUGCCACUUCGCACAUGGUCUCGGACAAGUCGCUGUUCACGGCCUAUCGCCACAUCGCUCCUACGAAGAUUGGUGGUAUUGCAGGGGGCAUCAACGCCGUCGGAACGGGAAACAUCGCCUUUGUUGCCGCCUCCGGUCACCCGAUCACGCUUACCGGCGUGCUGCACACCCCGGGCCUGUCUGUCAACCUCCUCUCGGUCUCUCGACUUUGCGACACCGACGAUGUCCGUGUCGCCUUCACGAAGCACGGCAUCCAUAUCGACAAGAACGGCAAUGCUAUCGCUGAAGGCGCAAGACUCGAGGAAGGGCUCUACUUGCUGGACGCUGAUCAUUCCAAAUGUCAGCAUCUCGCUCUCCUCUCUCGCUCACAGUCUUCCGUGCCCCUGCUGACCCUUCACCGCUGCCUCGGCCAUCUCGCACCGUCGUCCAUACAGAAGAUGGUUGCCGCUGGUUUGCUGGAAGGUCUCGGGGCCGGAUAUAGUGACGAAGAGGUAGAGAAGUUUGUCUGCAAUGCUUGCCUCAGUGCAAAGGGCCAUCGUCUUCCUUUUUCCCGAUUCGGACUCGCACUCCUCAGAGAGACUCGGCCUCGUACACAGCGAUGUGCUUUCCUUUCCCGAGUCGUCCUUGACUGGCAAGCGUUACCUGGUCACGUUUCUUGACGACUUCUCGCGCAAACUGUGGGCAUACGCGAUCGGACACAAAAGCGAAGUCUUUGGCGUGUUCAAGACAUGGCUUGCCGAGGUCGAACUCGAGACGGAUGCAAAACUGAAGGUCCUCCGAACCGACAAUGGUGGCGAAUACUGUUCGAGAGCGUUCACGGAAUUCUGUAAGGCACGCGGCACACGUCGACAAUACUCUAUCCCUCGAACGCCUCAACAGAACGGUCGUGCCGAACGAGUCAAUCGUUCUAUCGUCGAAGGUGUCCUUGCCCUCCUUGCAGACGCCCACUUACCCAAAUCAUUCUGGGAGGAGGCAGCAGCUUAUUUCGUCUACUGCAAGAACCUGUGCGAACACUCGGCCCUGGACAAGGCAACACCGAACUUCGCCUGGCAGGGCGACCGCACCAACGCCUCGGCGCUUCACCCGUUCGGCUGCACGGCUUGGCUCACAGUCGCGCCUGAACUUCGCUCGAAACUCGACCCGAAAGCGGUUCGCGUUCUCUUCACCGGCUAUGACCUGGCUUCUAAAGCCUUCCGUUUCUACGACACGACGACCAAGAAGAUCAGUUUGGGCAGAAAUGCCAGGUUCCUCGACAACGAAUUUCCCGGGUUACGUAGCGACUCCACCGAGCAAGACGCCGACACGCACUUCGCCAGCGCUUGCCCGACCACCGAAUCCCAAGCCGUUGUCAAGACAUGGACCCCACUAGUAAGGUCGGCGCACAUGGACGUCUCAUCCUCUCUUGAUGACUCUGCCAUGAGCGCCGUUGACGUGGCCCCAGGGUACACUGGCGGAACCUUACUUAAUUCCACAGAUGCCGAAUCGUCCUCGUCACCGUCUCCUGAGCCGUCCUCGUCACCGUCGCCCGCAACUCCCUUGUCACCGUCGCCUGCGCUGUCACCGUCGUUGGCUGCGUCAUCGUCACCCUCGGCCUUACCGACCGACUCUGACUACUCCGCCGACCCUCUGGACCUCAUCGGCUCACAGACCCCGACUCGCCUCGGCCCACCGGACGUGCACCGCCCAGACUUCAGCACGUACCGUGAGCCCGCAUCGGCUGAGGAGUCGCCCGACGAACUCGACAUCAUUGGGCGCCACUCGCGCGAUGAAUCGCCGGACGAAAUCGAUUUCCUCACCCAACACCACCGCGCCUUCAUCGCCACCGACGACGACAACUCUGACACAGAAGCCAUUCAACCAGUCAAGUCCAUCACCAGCGACCCACAGACAUGGCGCGAGGCAAUGUCGAGUGACAAGCGCGAAGUGUGGGCCAAGGCCGCUACCGACGAGUUCAAUUCCAUGCGCGACGACUUCAAGGUCUUCACCAUCGAGGACCGAUCCACGGUACCAGCGGGUGCGACCAUCGUCACAUCCAAGUUCGUCUGGAAAACGAAACGGAAUGCACUCGGCGAAGUCACCGGCCACAAGGCACGGCUCGUGGCGCAGGGAAAUCGGCAACGCGACGGCAUCGACUUCAACGAAACCUUCGCACCAGUCGCACGCUUCUCCUCGAUACGCUCACUCCUCGCGCUGGCGGCCGCCAACGGCUUGCACGUGCACCAGGCGGACAUCGACAAAGCCUAUCUGCAUGGCGACCUUGACCAUGACAUCUGGAUGACGACACCGCGCGGCUUCGACCUUCCCACCGACAAGGUGCUUCGUCUGCGACGCUCCAUCUACGGACUCAAACAGGCUGGCCGAAUCUGGAAUCGACACAUCGACGCAUCGCUUCGAGAUCUCGGCUAUACGGCGACGGGCACCGACCACUGCGUGUACUCUCGGAUCGACGAUCGGCGACGCCCACACUACAUCGCGCUGUACGUCGACGACCUCCUGAUGAUCAGCCCCGACUUGGCCGAAAUUGAACGUGUCAUCUCGGGCCUCGAACAACGCUACGGCGUCAAGCGCCUCGGCCCGGCAGAGUACAUCCUCGGCAUCCAGAUCAGGCGACUCGAAGACGGUUCUAUUGCCCUGUCCCAGGAACGGUACAUCAUGGACGUGCUUGCUCGGUUCCACUUCGACACCACGACUCGCGGCACUACAGUCCCGAUGACCCCCGGCCUUUCGCUCACCGCCAUCCCGGGUCAAGGCACCGAACGGAUCAGGUCAUGGUAUCUGCAGGCUAUCGGCUCGCUCCUCUACAUUUCGCUCGGCACCCGCCCCGACAUCGCCUUCGCCGUGUCCUACCUGGCCCGCUUCGCCAACAACCCUGGACGUCGUCACUGGAUCGCGGUCAAGCACAUCCUCCGCUAUCUCCGGGCCACAUAUCGCGACGAACUGGUUUAUGCUUGCGGCGAGACACGCAUCACGGGCGUGGUUGGCUACUCCGACGCGAACUGGGGGGCCUGCGUCGAUACGUCGGUGUCCACUAUGGGCUACGUCUUCUACAUUGCCGGAUCCGCCGUGUCUUGGUCGUCCAAGCGUCAAUCUCGAGUUGCCGAUUCUACCACCGACGCUGAAUACCUCGCCCUCUCGCAUGCUGGCAAGGAAGGGAUCUACCUCAGUCAGCUGCUCGAGGAGCUCCAUGUCCAACCUGUUGCACCGGCUCACAUUUUUACUGACAAUGAAGCCGCUGCCGCAGUUGCCCACGACCCUGUCCGCGUCUCCGGCACUCGACACAUACGCUUGCGCGAGCACUUUGUUCGGGACAUGGUGAAUCGGGGCGAUAUCUCACUCUCGCAUGUGGGAACCAGCAACAUGGUGGCCGACAUCUUCACAAAGGCUCUUGGCCCAAAGAUUUUCUCGACACACUGCUACGCACUAGGCCUUCGCACUCGACACCCACGGCUUGGAUCUGCCUCGCAUUCGCGUGGGGGGGGUGUGAAGAGUCCACUCUCAGCUCGACAGGGGCGCCUCGGUCGUUGCGCGCGCCUGCUAGCCUGGCCCCUGUGGUGGGGACUUAGGCGCGCGCGAGUGCCUCAGCGCGCCGGCGCCGGCGGUUUUCGGGCGCGCGCCGCUAGCCCGCCCUUGCAGUGGGGACUUAGCCGCGCGCGACUGCCUCAGCGCUCCAGCGAUUUCGCCCGCGCCUGGGCAUAUCCCAGCGCGGGCCACCUUUCCAUUUCUUAGCUUCCUUCUCAUCACUUCUGUUCGACUCUCGACUUCUCCUGACAGUAGUGGUGAUCAUCUCAUAGGUACGCUGAAAUAGAUCACUUCUGUUCGACUCUCGACUUCUCCUGACAGUAGUGGUGAUCAUCUCAUAAUCUGUACCGCCGGGCGCCACCAUCGUCACCUCCAAAUUCGUCUGGAAGACCAAGCGCAACGCAAGCGGUGAAGUCACGGGGCGGAAGGCACGUCUUGUAGCGCAGGGUAACCGACAGCGCGACGGCAUCGACUUCUCAGAAACCUUCGCACCCGUCGCCCGUUUCUCCUCCAUUCGCUGCCUCCUGGCUCUUGCCGCUGCCAAUGGCUACCACGUUCAUCAGGCCGACAUCGACAAGGCUUACCUCCACGGCGAGCUCGAUCAUGAUAUCUGGAUGACGACACCACGCGGUUUCGACUUCCCGAGCGAUAAGGUUCUCCGGCUGCGACGCUCAAUCUACGGUCUCAAGCAGGCCGGUCGCAUCUGGAAUCGUCACAUUGACACAUCACUCAGGAAUCUGGGGUACAAGGCAACAGGCACUGAUCACUGCAUUUACUCUCGCAUUGACGAUCAGCAGCGGCCUCACUAUAUCGCCUUGUAUGUCGACGACCUCCUCAUUGUCAGUCCAGCCCUCGACGAGAUCGAACGUGUCAUCUCCGGCCUUGAACAGCGGUACGGCGUCAAACGACUCGGCCCCGCGGAGUACAUCCUCGGAAUCCAAAUACGCCGCCUGGACGACGGUUCCAUUGCUCUAUCCCAGGAGCGCUACAUCAUGGACGUGCUGGCCCGUUUCCACUUCGACACCACGACACGCGGCACUACGGUGCCGAUGACGCCCGGCCUCUCGCUCACGGCAAUUCCGGGUCAGGGAACGGAGCGCAUUCGUUCGUGGUACCUACAGGCCAUCGGCUCCCUCCUCUACAUCUCCCUUGGCACUCGACCCGACAUUGCCUUCGCCGUCUCGUACCUGUCCCGGUUCGCCAACAACCCCGGCCGCCGCCAUUGGAUUGCCGUCAAACACGUCCUUCGCUACCUUCGCGCCACGUACCGCGAUGAGCUUCUCUAUGCCCGCGGCCCAGCAAAAGUCACGGGUGUGGUUGGUUAUUCUGAUGCGAACUGGGGCGCCUGCGUCGACACAUCCAUUUCAACGAUGGGCUACGUAUUUUACUUGGCAGGCGCCGCUGUCUCUUGGUCGUCGAAGCGUCAGACUCGGGUAGCGGAUUCCACCACUGAUGCCGAGUACCUGGCCUUGUCGCACGCGGGUAAGGAAGCGAUCUACCUUAACCAACUCCUCUCCGAGCUCCACGUUUGCCCAAUCGCUGCAGCUCACAUCUUCACCGACAACGAGGCCGCGGCCGCCGUCGCUCACGACCCCGUUCGCACCUCCGGUGACAGGCAACGUCGGAGGGGAUGA
Molecule: messenger RNA, 5433 nt
Organism: Microbotryum saponariae
Lineage: Eukaryota; Fungi; Basidiomycota; Microbotryomycetes; Microbotryales; Microbotryaceae
Source: the annotation of a GenBank genome assembly